Molecule: messenger RNA, 2778 nt
Organism: Neurospora tetraspora
Lineage: Eukaryota; Fungi; Ascomycota; Sordariomycetes; Sordariales; Sordariaceae
Exons: 2
Coding region: 1-2778 (925 amino acids)
Source: RefSeq, a predicted model, not a curated record
AUGACAUCCGGCAACCCCAUCACCAAUGGCACCGGCGCCAGCACCACCCCCAGCGUCACCAAUGAUGCCGAAGAAGAAACCCAGAUGAACCUCGACGCCACAACCUGGGACCAAAUCAUGACCAAGUACUGGACGUCCACCACCGCCAACCGCGAGCGCGAAGACGCCGAGCUGCGCGAGGCUUUUGCCCGAGAGGAAUCCGAACUAGCCGACCGCCAGCUAAAGCUCAGCCAAGAGCGGGUCAAGCUGCUGGAGCAGCUCAAGGCUGUUGAUCAGCAGUGGAUGGAGAUCGAGGCGCAGAGGAAGGCCAAGGAGGAGGACACGAAGAGGAGGUAUGAGGCGAUUCGGGAGGAGCGGGAGAGGGAUGAUGAGUUGAAGAGGAGGUGGUUUGAGGAGAACAGGAGGAAGGCUGCAUCCGGCGAGCAAGGACAGGACCCGGCAGAUUUGGCAAUGCUGGCGAAGAAGGCCAGGGGGGUGGUUGCUGUGGUCGGGGGUGAGCCUCGAGGUGAGGAUGGCUCGACUUCGGGAUUGCCGUCGCAACGGGAGACGCCGCUGAGAGAGGAGCAGCAACGGCAUGCGUUGCCUAGUCGGCCUAGGGAAGGUGGUAGGACGCCCAGCGAGGAGCAGGACAGGGCACAAGAACUCCAGCAACAACUACGCAAUGAACAACAACAGCAGAAGGAGAGGAUGGAGAAUGGACUGGAUGGAAAGGUCGUGGACAUCGACAAACUCCCCAAGGUUUACAAUGGUGCAGGUAUAUGUGUCGGCCAUGUGCGGCCCAUCAACCUGCGAAACCACUUGACCAUGCAUGUCCAGCAGCAACCGAUCAAACGCCAUGUCCAGAUCCGACAGGGACGAAACUUCACCGCCGAGACGCUGGAAACCAUCUACGAACCGAGCGACAAGAAGGGCGCCAAGUGGUUGAGCUGUUGGAUUCAAGCUACGGGCGAUGUUCAGGAAACCCCUUGCGCGUCGUGCACAACGAGGCAAGGUGUCUUCCCGCAGUGCAUUAUCCUGGACGCCGAGGGCUUCCCCAGGUGCGGUAAUUGCGAGUGGAAUCGCCAGGGAUGCAGUGGUGCUUCUAAGCAUGCAGACCACGAGAUGGCCGAAGUCAAUCAAAAGGUCGGGGACGGAGAGGUGGUUCAGGAAGCUCCCGUUGUUACCAGUGGCUUUAAGGCUGUGAACGGCACAUCGACAAGCCAGAAGACGGCCAAGGUGGUCAGCAGCGUACCCAACGGAGACGAGCAGCCAGCACGAUCCAAACUGCCCUCGGGGCGUAAGUCACUUCCGAGCACGCGCAAGUCUAGUGUACAGCCCGACUCGAUUGCCCCUACACCCCUGGAAGGCAGCCCGGCACCCAACGACAGCGAUCACACAGAGGACCUCCCUCCCAUCAACCAAGCAGUCCUCGCCCUCCGUGAUGACGGAGUUGUUUUUACAGACCCACCUUGCAUGCGCGGCGUUCCCCUCGCCAGGAUCGGUCCCGACCAUCCCUACUGGGAUCCCGAAUGGGUCGCGCUCGAAGAGCCGGUUCAAGCCCAACUAGCGAAGUGGUCAGAAAAGUACGAGAAGUUGAAAAACGAGGGCGGUGCGGCGUCGACUAAAUACCUGGCUGGUCGUCAACAAAAUAGGGGCAAGCUGGUUUUGGAAUUUCUAGCAAAUGGGGAGUUCCACCCCUAUCAGCUCAUGGCAAAGCACCUCAUCAACAAAGCCUACACGGGCUAUGAUAAUUUGUACCGCAUGGUACAGGUGCUGGAGGAACUCAAGAGAUUUAAGCAGCUAGAUGUUUCGCCUUCGCAAUGGCUUAGACACAGACUACACGAAAUCUACGAAGAGCUGGGCGAUAAGUUCAACCUGGGCAAGGCGGUGGAGAACCUCUACUCGGAUCCCAAGCUUCGACAACUCCGCAGCGAGAGCGGGUUUGGCAACAUUGGCCGGCCGAGAGGCUACAAGCCUACGAUGGCUGAUAAGGGAGAGGACGGGCCAGCUCCUAAGAAGACGAACAAGGGGACAAAAAGGAAGGCGGCUGCUCCUGCGGCAGAUGACCCUGCCAACCAGUCUUUCGCAGAAGAGCAACUUCGUGUCGUAGACCACCAAGCCGACGGAACAGCCCCAUCCAAACCCCCAUCCUCUCAUUCGUCGCCCUCUGCACCAGAAGAACUCGGUCACCCCCAUGCGCAUCCCCAACCCCCCGCCGCCAAACACCACCAACCCUCUCCUUCGGUAACGCUCAAAAUUCUCGCUCCGCCCGAAGACCUCUACUACGAAGGCUACACCUCCGACGACUCCUACUCAGGCGAUAAAAUCCAAGAAGUCGACUGGCGGUUGCUUCAAGUCCGUCACCGGGAAAUGACCACCAACACAGGCAUAACACAAUACUGGCAUUGGUUGGGAGCCGGCGAGGACCUGACGGGUCGCGGAGAGGAAAAUUGCUUCGAACACCAAGUCCUUAAAGACGUCAAGGGCCGUCGCGUGACUUGGGGCGUUUACAAAGAGCCGAUUGAUUUCCACUUGAGGCUGGAGGAGAUCGAGGAGGUGGUGUAUGCGCCUGAGGGAAGCGGGUGUUUGAAGAUUCUGAUUAGUGUGAAGAAGGAUGCACAUGGGGAUGAGGAGUCGAGAGGGGAUGUGUUGGCUUGGUUUAAAAGGGAGAGGACCAAGAGAAGGUUUUUGAGCUUCUUGGUGAAGAAGGGGAAGAGGGUUGUUAGGAGUUCUGCGGCGUACGUCGAGCAAGCCUGGGAUGAUAUGGACUCGGUUGUCUUGCCGCAUGAGGAUGAAUAG